AUGGAAUGCCCACUAGGACAGGAGGGUAGCAUCUCUGCAGUGUGGGACUACAUCCAGGUAUUACACCCUCUUUUUCUCCCACACACACAAACACACACCUCUUGGACCUGUAUUCACACAGGUACAGUCAACACAAACACACACCUCUUGGACCUGUAUUCACACAGGUACAGUCAACACAAACACACACCUCUUGGACCUGUAUUCACACAGGUACAGUCAACACAAACACACACCUCUUGGACCUGUAUUCACACAGGUACAGUCAACACAAACACACACCUCUUGGACCUGUAUUCACACAGGUACAGUCAACACAAACACACACCUCUUGGACCUGUAUUCACACAGGUACAGUCAACACAAACACACACCUCUUGGACCUGUAUUCACACAGGUACAGUCAACACAAACACACACCACUUGGACCUGUAUUCACACAGGUACAGUCAACACACACCACUUGGACCUGUAUUCACACAGGUACAGUCAACACAAACACACACCUCUUGGACCUGUAUUCACACAGGUACAGUCAACACAAACACACACCUCUUGGACCUGUAUUCACACAGGUACAGUCAACACAAACACACACCACUUGGACCUGUAUUCACACAGCUACAGUCAACACAAACACACACCUCUUGGACCUGUAUUCACACAGGUACAGUCAACACAAACACACACCACUUGGACCUGUAUUCACACAGGUACAGUCAACACAAACACACACCUCUUGGACCUGUAUUCACACAGGUACAGUCAACACAAACACACACCUCUUGGACCUGUAUUCACACAGGUACAGUCAACACAAACACACACCUCUUGGACCUGUAUUCACACAGGUACAGUCAACACAAACACACACCUCUUGGACCUGUAUUCACACAGGUACAGUCAACACAAACACACACCUCUUGGACCUGUAUUCACACAGGUACAGUCAACACAAACACACACCUCUUGGACCUGUAUUCACACAGGUACAGUCAACACAAACACACACCUCUUGGACCUGUAUUCACACAGGUACAGUCAACACAAACACACACCUCUUGGACCUGUAUUCACACAGAUACAGUCAACACAAACACGGCUGCCCUCCCGUUCCUGAUGAUGUGA
Messenger RNA from Oncorhynchus keta (chum salmon), 1128 nucleotides. RefSeq lists its product as uncharacterized. Lineage: Eukaryota; Metazoa; Chordata; Actinopteri; Salmoniformes; Salmonidae. The record is from RefSeq and is a predicted model, not a curated record. The transcript is spliced from 7 exons. The coding region runs from base 1 to 1128 and encodes 375 amino acids.